Carcharodon carcharias (great white shark) is the source of this 4381-nucleotide messenger RNA. It is a transcript of the gene ino80c, whose product is annotated as INO80 complex subunit C. NCBI's taxonomy places the organism in Eukaryota, Metazoa, Chordata, Chondrichthyes, Lamniformes, Lamnidae. The record is from RefSeq and is a predicted model, not a curated record. Gene Ontology annotation, biological process: chromatin remodeling. Bases 252 to 797 code for a protein of 181 amino acids. The transcript is spliced from 7 exons. Gene Ontology annotation, cellular component: Ino80 complex.
GGAGUUAGUGAAUGCCCUUGUUGGAGGCGGCCAGCCGCCGCCAAUUGGGUUGUCUUCUCCCUUUCCUCAGAGGCCGCCGCUGGAUCUGACUGUGGGGAAUGUCCGUGUGAGAGGCAGCAGGUCAGAGGCAGGCAGACCAUUUGAAAUGACGUAGUACGCGUGCCUAUAUCACCUUGGAACGUCACGGUUUUACGUGUGGCGUAAUUGCGCACUGGUUCUGUCGCCUUGGUUUCCUGGAAACGUGGAGAAGAAUGGCGGCCUUGGCUUCGUCAGUGGCAGUGGUGGCAUCGACUCCUUCGAAACAUCGUAAUAAGAAAAGACCGACAAGUCCGGGAAACAGCGGGGGUGCAGCAGCAAAGAAAAAGAAAAUAGGGCAGAAUAUUAUAUUGGAUACCACUGGUGAGAAUAAAAGUCUGGCUACAGAUUCUAGUCCAGGACAUGGAGAGCUUGCUGUAAAACCUUUGAUAUUUAAGGAUCCAAAUUUUAUUCAUUCUGGUGUCGGUGGUGCAGGUGCUGGGAAGAAGAGUCGUAUUUGGAAAAAUCUAAAACAAAUUCUUGCUACGGAGAGGAUGUUACCAUGGAAACUGAAUGAUCCUAACUAUUCCAGCAUUGAUGCUCUUCCUUCCUUUAAACCGGCCAAAAAAUAUUCUGAUAUAUCAGGACUUCCUAUACGUGGAGAGUGGCUACUGAACAGAGUCACAGGAGACAGGCCAAUUAUACAGACCCACAAAGCAAGCUACGAUUUAGCAGCAGAGAGGAGUUUUCAUAUAUCCGCAUGCUUCCUUCAGACAUUGUGACUGGUUAUUUGGCUUUAAGGAAAGCAACAAGCAUAGUACCAUGAAUUAGGACACAAUUGUUAGUCUGAAAACAAAUUUUCUGUUGCGCAAAGCAACGCAUGGUGACUUAAGACAUUUAGGAGUUCCUGUGCAUCUCAACAGAAAUUUCCAGCAACUGCAGUUUUGGCGACAAAAAUUUUAAGUCAAUAGUUCAUGGGAAAUGUAAAAACACUGCAAUAUAAAAAUAGUUCCAUGUGGAAACUUCAGGGUAUACAGAAAAUGUAUGCAUAGAUAAUAUAUUGUAAAACUGCACUUGUAUUUUUUCCAAAGUAUGCUGCAUCUUGAACUCCUACCACAGGCUCUGCCUGUGGGAGGACCUAUAGUAUGUUGUGAUUGACUUUUGCAAUGGUAAAAAUCCUAAUGUUGAGUUUUGCCCUCCAGCCCAAGUUGGGGUAAAGCCCAGGAGUUUGUCUGCCCUUAUUAGACUUUCUGGACCAAAAUGAAAUCUUUCCCGAAGUAGGCAAUGUAAUACAAAUAGCUGGAAUAGUAGACUGGGCAUCCACAAUAACAGGCCUAUUUCUGAAAAGUCUCUUCACAGAAUGCAGAAGAGGCCCUUCGGCCCAUCAAGUCUGCAUCGACACGUGAGAAACACCUGACCUACCUACCUAAUCCCAUUUACCAGCACUUGGCCCAUUGUCUGUUGUUUGUUUCUUUACCUAAUCUGUCAACAUUCUGGACAAUUGCAUCUUUAAUCUCCACCAAGCAAUUACAGAGAGCUACUCGCUUCCACUCCCCUAUGAGCAUUUCUUCAGAAUUGUUGGAAACCAAAUCCACCCCCAAACUUCUGGUACUCUUCAUUACCAUCUUCUCCCUUUUGACCACUAUGCAAGAGACAGACUCCAACAUGGUAUGUUCCCUCAGUUUCAUGUGUACUUACAAAGAGCAAGUACUGGUUUAGGAGCACUGCGUUGGCAGGCUGCAUUUUUGGAUGCUGGGAAUUUCAUUGUAAUACAUCUACAUAUUAUAAUCUCAGCUCACUCAAAUCAUCCCCCCCCCCCCCAUACUGGAUCAUCCGAGUACAUCAGUGGGAAAACACGCCAGUGCAGAACACGUCUUGACAAGUGUGACGUGAAAAGCACUGCCACACACACACUUCUCCUUCCAGAAUCACUGGUGAUGUGGCUGCGUGCAGCUGAACUGCAAGUGGGGGGGCAUGGGGAUGUAGCACGAGGACUCACGAAGCCUGUCAAGCUGAAAGACAACAUUACAUGUUAUUCAGUGAAAGUGAAUAUAUUUUCAGAUUAUGAAGUGACAAAAUGUGUCCACCCAUGCAACCACGGUCCACAUCCUCACCAGUCAACGCAAUGGCAUGCUCCUCAAAGAGAGUGAGGGCCACUCCACACCCGGUCUGGGACCUCUGCUGCUUUGAGCUGGCUUCACCUGAAUGAAAGAUGGAGAGAGUGUGAGCAGAACACGUGGCACUGUGUGGAAUGUUUGGUGAGCAGAGACAUGGACAGGAUGAGAUUGCAAGCUCAAGAGGAUAUAAGCCUGAUCGAGAUGUGAGGGUGUGUGAGAGAGUUAGUUGUGGUGUCCCUUGAGGUGUGAGAUCCCUGUGGAUGUGUGAUGGGUUUGUGAGUUGAGAGUGAUGAGAACAGUGACUUCCAUGACUGAACAGAUGAGACCAUUCAUCCUCUUGUGGCACUGGAGAGCUGUCUUCUUUUGCAGGGCAAUGACGCUGACUACUGCUGCCACCGCCUCCUAUGCUGGAUGGGUGACCUUGCUUGCUGGUCUGCACCCAGAGCAGGGCAGAGGGCAUCACAGCGGGUCUCCAUGGUAUCCAAAAGACGCUCAAGGGAUGUGUCAUUAAACCGAGGGACUGCAGUCUUCUUGCCUUUUGGGGCCAUGUUUUCUUUGCAGCAGUCCUGGGCUGCAAACGCAGAGGUGUGCUCAUGGCUGCACUUUAAACAUGAGGAAACGGUGAGUUGAUGGCGUGGAGGGUGAAUGAGAGCCCGCCUGCCAUCGAAACAGCACGUUUCCCAGGAGUGCAUGAUUAAUGAGGUGGGAUUCGGGCGAUACACCUUGAAAAGCCGCUAUUGCAACUGGAGGGAAAACAUUCCAUUUCCCACCCACUACUGCACUUAAUGCUAAUCUGGGAUGAUUCUGUCCACAGUCUAAUUUGCAGGGCAAUUAUCCCUUUUUAAGAAGUGCAUAAUUUAAGGAAAUCCAUGAUUUCCAAUCUCUUCCUGUAGGCUAUCUUUGACAGCUACCUUAAAUUAUUUUUCUUCCAUUCUUCAAUGUUGUAUAACAAAAAUAUUUUACCCAACAUUGUGCAGCUGUGUAUGUUUUGGCUUAUUGGCCAAAAAUGAACAUUUUCAAUGAAUUUCUAAUUACUGGCAUUUGAUGUAUGUCAGAUCCAGGUUUUGUUGCAUUACUUACCUUCACUGUUUCUCCACCACUUCUUUCCUGAAGGUUAUAACCUGUUCUCCAAUGUAAUCUACAAGAAGAAAUGGUCCUCUGGUGGCCACUCUUCAUACAUGAGCUUAGACAGCUGUGUAUCUGUUGCCCAUUUGAAUGAUCCCCCCCCCCCCCCAGUCCCUGCAUUCAAGUAUUAGCCUGAUAUUCACACAUUCACUUCCAGUAAUGGAUACUGGAUAGCAAAAUGAAGUAGUAGGAACUGUCAGUUUUUUUUCACCGUGGGCUAUUGAGUUGGUCCAGUUUUAAAUUCUUCAGCUAAGGCAGAAGGGCAUUCUUUUCCUUUGUUAGUCAUUUCCUAAACUGUGCCUCAGCUGUGAUGUGUAAAUUCUGUUUGUCACUUUAUCCUUUUCUAAAGUAAUUAAGUCUUCUGUGGUUUGGGAAGAUUGUCCAGGUGCAGAUUCAACUUGCUAAAAGUAACAAUAAAUUAUAUAUAAACUUUGCUGCCCUUCCUCUUCCUCCCAGAUUUAUUUACCCUUGAUGAAAAAGCAACCAAAACAACUUGAGCUGUCCGUCAGCUUGAUUAUGACUCAACAGAUCCUCUUCCUCUGUAAAGCAGCUUUCUCCAUCUACAAAGUAACACAGCCAGAGAGUUAGUUUUCUGUGCAUACGCAAUGCCUUGCAACUCAGUAUGACUUUCAUCUCAACUGCCCAUCAGUUGCUGCACAGCCUACCAAGACCUCAUUGGAUUUGUCAUGCAUCCAUUUUAGGUCCACAAGGAGAAGCAUGAGUUCCACACAUCACCAACAAAUAGAAGAGAGUUGUUGCUGCAUCUACUACACUGUAUGUGACCGAAUAUAACUCAACCCCAGAAGCAGGUGAUCAAGAAUGUACUGUAUUUAUUUUAAAUUCAGCAUUUCAGUAUGUUUCAUUGCCUCAUAUUUAAAAUGGUAGUACAAUGUCAAUAUACCUUAUUCUUGUUACUGACCAUGCAAACUAAGUGACUUGCCAUGAGUGUUUUCUUUGAAAUUUUGUAAGUUUAGAAAAAAAUAAUUUUUAAGAGUAGGUUAUCAGUAAAAUCGGAAUGUCAUUUAUUUCCUUUGAAAAGUGGUUUCAGUUAAAAUGAUAAAGAUGCACAUAGCUAUGUAUUAUUGGGUAGCUCAAUGUGUACAUCAAUAAAGUGUCCUCUUGCA